UCAGCUUUGGAUGUGGGGUGGCUGACCGGGGAGAACACGCGGUAAUCCCCUUUAAGAAGGUGUUAUUUACCAAGGGGUCUCCGAACGGCACACGGGCUGAGAAUCCGCCCCUUUAUUGGUUCGUACAAUGUGGAAGGCUAAUUUGUUCACUGCUUCUAGUGUUUUUUGUAGUUAUUAUAAAAGCCACAUCUUGGACUCAUAGACUUUAGGAAGAUCGUUGCGGAUUUCAGAUUUUGCCUCCCAAGCACUUUUGACCGCCUCGCUCUCGAAGCUCACUACAAAUAUGGAGCUCACCCUGCUUGCGAUCGCGGUCGCUGGACUAUCCUCUAUCCCACUCGCUCAAUGCGAGAAGCAGGUCACGGAUGGAAUAUCCAGCUGUGGAGAUGCAUGGAUGCCUAGAGAUAAUGUCACUAUUGCGCAAGGAACAGACACGCGUAGGGGGUACAGUACGGCGGUGCAAACCUUCUGUAGCGCAGCGAAUGGGCAGACGGUGAAGCCUAGCGGAUAUCUAUCCCUCGCAACGGAAGUCUUCCUUAAUGGCGGGAAGGAUCCCGCUACUUACGGUGUUCUAGGAUUUGUAUACUUCGAGGUCCACAAUAAAGAAGACUCGGAUCAUACUAUUUCAAUCGAGAAUUGUAAGAACUAUCUCUUGGCACUUAGUGCCGAUGGGGGUCAAUGUUCAGGCGAGCAAAACCACGACACGAAGGGUGGCACUUGGCAGGUCGGGAAUAAUGGCGUUUCGUACCAUGCUCUGGGAAAUGAGAUACCGCCUACACAAGACGCCAUUAACAAAUUGUUUUCUGGCUCUGCUUUGGGAGCGCAAAGUGUUAAUAAGGGAUCCGGCCCGCCCUUGAACCCCUGGCCGUUGGACUCUGUGAAUAGCGUCAAGCCGACGAACUGCCAUAGCCAUAACGACUAUGACCGAAACAUCCCCAUAUAUUCGGCUUUAAGUGCGGGGUGUAUUGGGAUUGAAGCUGAUGUCUGGUAUGUUAACGGGGACGUUAUUAUCGGCCAUAUCCUCCCAACCCCUGGAAGGACUUUAACGGCGCAGUAUACCCAGCCGCUACGAGCAAUAUUAGACCACAACAAUGGUGGCUCGCCCGGAGAUGUUGGCCUAUACAAGGCCAAUCCUGGACAGAGCGUUACGCUGCUUGUAGAUUUCAAGACCUCUGAUACCCAGACUCUGGAUGCUGUCGUCAAAGCACUCCAACCCCUCCGUGAUGGCGGGUACCUCAGUCACCUCGAUGGUGAUAAGUUCGUCGAGAGACAGAUCACGGUUGUCGCGAGCGGGAGUGCCCCAUUUGACCGCAUCAACUCAGGCGACGGUGUCCCCGACCGAGACGUAUUUUACGAUGCCCAUGUGGACCAAUGGGACAGCGAAUUCACCAGCCAGAAUUCCUACUACGCCUCGGCCGAUUUCGAAGACGCCGUUGGAAGCCCAGGCAGCGUAGAAGACUUCAGUCAGGACCAGAAGAGUACGGUCCAAUCGCAAGUUGAGACAGCUCAUUCGGCGGGCCUUAAAGUACGAUACUACAAUUUGCCGGGAGAUUAUCUUUGGGAGCCCCUCGCAGCUCUUGGUGUAGAUAGGUUAAACGCCGAUGAUAUGUAUGACACAGCCAGGCUUCCGCGGGUAUAGUCAGACUGGAUAUAGUAUGAUUUAGGAUUUAUGAAUCUCUGUAAAUAGGUUAAUACAUGGGAAGCUCCAGGUUGGUCCCGACGAAAUGGAAAUCGAUUUGAAUCCUAGUAACACUAGACUUUUUCCGGUUUAUUCAAUGCUAUUUAUCAAUUCUAUUUACCUCCUUUAGAGGAUGGAUUUCUGAUAUGUAAC
Messenger RNA from Daldinia vernicosa, 1828 nucleotides. RefSeq lists its product as uncharacterized. The transcript has 5 exons. The record is from RefSeq and is a predicted model, not a curated record. Gene Ontology annotation, biological process: lipid metabolic process. The coding region runs from base 284 to 1636 and encodes 450 amino acids. Gene Ontology annotation, molecular function: phosphoric diester hydrolase activity. NCBI's taxonomy places the organism in Eukaryota, Fungi, Ascomycota, Sordariomycetes, Xylariales, Hypoxylaceae.